This is a messenger RNA of Aegilops tauschii subsp. strangulata, 1409 nucleotides long. Its product is annotated as inositol-tetrakisphosphate 1-kinase 4. Gene Ontology annotation, cellular component: cytoplasm. The record is from RefSeq and is a predicted model, not a curated record. Gene Ontology annotation, biological process: inositol trisphosphate metabolic process. Gene Ontology annotation, molecular function: inositol-3,4,5,6-tetrakisphosphate 1-kinase activity; ATP binding; magnesium ion binding. Lineage: Eukaryota; Viridiplantae; Streptophyta; Magnoliopsida; Poales; Poaceae.
CCGACUAGCCGAAAGCAGCUAGGCGAUUCCCAUCCGGCGCAUAACGCGUACGAACAUAAUUGUAUGCUCGAUCGAGAAGAAAUUCAUGAGCAGAAAAAGUAUUCCAGCCCGCCACGAAUAUGCCCUUGCUACCAACCUGCCAUGAGUAUAAAUCCAGGCGUGCUGCUGUGAGCAGGGGAAAGGCACCGAGACACGGGAGAUCAAGAAAGACAGAGAGCAGAGCAGAGUGUAGAUAAGCUUGCUAGCUCAUGGGAGGAAUGGCGGCCGAGCAGGAGGCACCGGCGCCGACACGAUCUCCGCCGCACACCUACACCAUCGGCUACGCGAUGCAGCCGGACAAGCUGGACACCGUCAUCCAGCCGUCGCUCGUGGCCCUGGCAGCCGAGCGCGGCAUGCGCCUCGUCGCCGUCGACCCCUCCCGCCCGCUCGUCGACCAGGGACCCUUCCACCUCCUCAUCCACAAGCUGUACGACGAGUCGUGGCGCGCGCAGCUGGAGGCCUUCUCUGCGGUCCACCCCACGGUGCCCGUCGUCGACCCUCCCGCCGCCAUCCGCCGCCUGCUCGACCGCGGCUCCAUGCUCGACGUCGUCUCCGAGCUCAACGCCACCGUCCGCGUGGGCUCCCUGGGCGCGCCCCGCCAGGUGGCCAUCGACGACGCCGCGUCGCUCACCGACCCGGACGUCGUGGGCGCGCUCCAGUUCCCGCUCAUCGCCAAGCCGCUGGACGUGGACGGCAGCGUCAGCUCCCACGCCAUGUCGCUCAUCUACCGCCGCGCGGGCCUCGCGGCGCUGCAGCCCCCGCUCGUGCUCCAGGAGUUCGUGAACCACGGCGGCGUGCUGUUCAAGAUCUACGUGAUCGGCGGGCACGCCACGUGCGUGCGGCGGCGCAGCCUGCCGGACGUGCCGGCGGAGCGGCUGCUGGACCUGGAGGGCGACGCGUCGGUGCCCUUCCACAACGUGUCCAGCCUGACGACGGUGCACGCCGACACGGACGACGACGUGGGCGACGACGCCGAGAUGCCGCCGCCCGGGUUCGUGGAGGAGGUCGGGCGCGGGCUGCGGCGCGCGCUCGGGCUGCAGCUGUUCAACUUCGACAUGAUACGCGGGAGGAAGGCCGGCGGGCAGUACUUCAUCAUCGACAUCAACUACUUCCCCGGGUUCGACAAGCUGCAUGGGUACGAGAUCGCCCUGACCGAUUUCUUCGACGAGAUGAUUCGUGGCGCCGCUGCUACACCCGACGAGGCCGACGCUACCGAAGCCUCCAACGUUCUCUGAGCGCGUAUGAGAGGCCGUUUUGUACUCUUUCUGUCCAGGUCGUAUGAUUUUUGUUGUUCCACGUACUAGAGAAGAUCAAUUUUGCAUUCCUACUAUACGGAAUAAUGAUUUUGCCUCGUUGGUUUUGGAAAUUAA